AUGCGUGAUACGAAUGGACAAGUAGUAGCUGGUGGCAAUGGCCAAGGAAAUCAAUUGGAUCAAUUGUAUCAACCAGCCGAUGUUUUGAUCGACAAAGAGACGGAUAGUCUCAUUAUUUGUGAUCGAGGUAAUAGACGAGUUGUACGAUGGUCUCGUCGUAGUGGUACAAUUCAAGGAGAAAUCCUCAUUGACAAUAUCGCUUGUCGAGGAUUGGCCAUGGAUAAUCAGAGAUAUCUCUAUAUCUCUGACGUCGAAAGAUAUGAAGUAAGACGAUAUCAAAUAGGAGACAAGAAUGGAACUAUCGUGGCUGGUGGCAAUGGCGGAGGUGCAGGUCUCAAUCAACUCAAUGUGCCGACCUACAUCUUUGUCGACCAACAACAAGCUGUUUACGUGUCAGACCGUGACAAUCAUCGUGUAAUGAAAUGGAAUAAAGAUGCAAAAGAAGGAACUGUCGUCGCUGCAGGUCAAGGCUAUGGGAAUGCUCUGACACAAUUGUGGUUUCCUCAAGGACUGUUGAUCGAUACGUUGGGUACCAUCUAUGUGGCAGACUCGUUGAAUGAUCGAGUGAUGGGCUGGUCUACAGGAGCGCAACAGGGCACUGUCAUUGUGGGUGGAAAUGGUAAAGGAGAAGGAGCAAAUCAGCUCAACGCUCCCUGGGAUUUGUCCUUAGAUCGACAAGGCAAUCUCUAUGUUGUCGAAAAUUGGAAUUAUCGUGUUCAACGCUUUUCAAUCGAAUAG
This is a messenger RNA of Rotaria sordida, 738 nucleotides long. NCBI's taxonomy places the organism in Eukaryota, Metazoa, Rotifera, Eurotatoria, Philodinida, Philodinidae. The record is from the annotation of a GenBank genome assembly.